CAAAGCUAGUGUGUUUAUGUGUGGUAGUGCAUCCUGGAAGAGAUGUAUUUUAGACCUAAGCUAAAUAUUUAGGUCGUGGAUUUUUUUCUGCACCAAUAAGGCGGACGUAAAACAAGGAGAAGAGGGGUAAUGUAUAUUUUUCUGCCGUAAAUUGACCGCUUUGGCUUUUAACAAAGAUGUCGAAGAAAGACUCCUCUUACGGCUCUGACCGGUUUGAGUAUUUACAGACUCUGGUCACUGAAUUUCAGGACACUGACAGUGAAGAGGCAAAGGAGCAGGUGUUGGCUAAUUUGGCCAAUUUUGCAUAUGACCCAAAGAAUAUUCUAUAUCUGAGGGAGCUGCAAGUGACCGAUCUCUUCUUGGACAUGUUGACUGAAGAGAAUGAGAACUUUGUGGAGUUUGGGAUGGGAGGCCUCUGUAAUCUUAGUAUGGAUCCUCAAUGCAGAGACCUCAUCCUACAGAUCGGUGGCAUCUCCUUAAUCACAAAUUGUUUGUCAAGCCAGAGGGAGGAAACGGUUCUGUCGGCUGUCACUACCCUUAUGAACCUCAUAACACCAUCAUCACGCGCCGACAUCACUGAUCCAGCCAUACUGCAGUGCAUGAUGCGCUUUUCCUUGUCAGAGAGCCCCCGUCUGCGUAAUUUGGCUGCUAUAUUUUUACAGGACUGUUGCACGGAGGAGCAGGUGGCCAGAGCAGAGGAGCAGAUGCAGGGACAGCAUCAGACAGCAGUCGGGAUUCCUCUGCCAAAGGACUAACGGAGUCAAUGUUUGGAGCAAUGCAAGUGAGGAACAUUAAAUGGAUAAAUCUGCUCUCUGUGAGAGCACUUUUUUUUUUUUUUUUAAACCUUUAGACUUUUUGAUAUAUUGGAGCAAGUAGGUCUUAGGUGUCAAUCACGGGUAAAAUUUCCAUCCUUUUAAAGCUAGAGCAGUGAAGGAAUUAAACUAUUGUAACAUUGAUAUGUUGCACCGAAAUAUUUUUUUCACAGCACUUAAGCCAAAUGGAACAAACUUUAUUGUGAGUUUUUAUCAAGUUUUGCAGUCAUCUAUGCCAUAUUAAAUGGCAAUUCAGAUCCAUUCGCUCGUUUGACAUAUUAUUUUGGUAACCAAAAAUAUGGAUUACUAGAGGACAUAAUUUUUCUCAGUAAUUACUGAGUGUAAUGUGGAUUUACAAUGUUUAUGUCUUUUUAAAUAGAGAUUGUCAAUGUCAAAUUGAAGCUGGUCAAAACUCAGAAAAACCCUGUUUGUGUUGGCAGAAUUUAAUGAUACAGUUUGGAUCAUGAUACAGGUGUAAUUCAGUAUUUUGGAAUAUUGACAUUUUUUAUUCUAGUUUUUGAAAAAACUGCUUUAAAAAAACACUACAUGUUUAUAAUGUUUUUUAUCCAAUCAGCGUUGUGGAAUCUGCAUUUAUCACAGUGCCUGUAACAGCUAACACUGCUAUGUAGUGGUCAGGGCUUCAUAAACAACACAGAAUGAACCCCGAGCUGUUGUGUAUUUUUGGACAUGCACUAAAAUGAUACCGUUUGGGGAACUGAAACAGUAUUAUAAAACAUAGUAUUGCGAUGCAUACAACACAUUAAAAAAAGAAGAUCCACAAUAAUGUGGAACAUGCAUUAAAACAACACUGGUUUUGACAAGAAGUGUUAAAGUUCAUUCUUGACCUUAGAAAUAUGUCAGGAGUCUUAACUACUGACUCAGAAGACUUGACUUCAUCAUUUUUUAGUAAGUGUUUCACAGAGCUUUUAGCUGCAUCUCAGAACUGGAGUUUGCUCAGUUGCCAUGGAGAUGGUUUACUUGGCCUGCAUACAGGGUAUCAGUCACAUGAUAAAGCUGCUGAAGAGGAUAGACAGAGACAGAAAUGAUGUCAAAACCAUUAACAUGAGCACAAUGAAUGACCUUUUCCUUGAAAAAUGGGUAAACUUCAUCCACUGAGGCACCGAUUUCUUCAGAGGAAUGAUAUGAGAUGUUUGCAGCCUCUGAUACAAUCAUCUAUCAUUUCACUCCCUUUAAUAUCAGCGUGUAGUAAAUGUCAUUUGGCUGGUCUUCAGUAACUUUCCUGAUGUUCUCUUCUAUCAGUAAGACUUCAGUAAAGCAUCCAAGCUUAAGAGACAACAAACAACUGCAAUUUCUCUACCACUAUUAUCAUGUUAGAUAAUAGAAUAUACAUUGUUUUCUU
This is a messenger RNA of Sphaeramia orbicularis (orbiculate cardinalfish), 2172 nucleotides long. RefSeq names its product armadillo repeat containing 7 (gene armc7). The transcript is spliced from 3 exons. The coding region runs from base 177 to 755 and encodes 192 amino acids. The record is from RefSeq and is a predicted model, not a curated record. Lineage: Eukaryota; Metazoa; Chordata; Actinopteri; Kurtiformes; Apogonidae.